AUGAAAUGUACGCUCGCUGUUGAAGGAAUGACUUGCUCAUCUUGUGUACAGUAUAUCGAGAAGAAUAUAGCUAAACUAUCAGGUGUGCAAUCUAUUGUGGUAGCUUUGAUCUCGGGGAAAGCAGAAGUAAACUAUAAUCCUUCGCUAAUCAACGUUGACAAGCUAAUAGAGGAAAUGAAUUCACUUGGAUAUCGUACUACUCUUAUCGACUCACCAUUUUCCGCUUUCAGUAAAAUUCACCUAAUGAUUGGUGGGUUAAAUAGUGAAGUUGAUGUAAAUCGCAUUGAGUCUCACGUCAUCUCCAAAAUGGGUGUAGAGAGCUGCCACGUAUCUCUAGCUACAUCUAUUGCUACCGUUGAGUUUUCCCCGUCGGCUGUUGGGCCGCGAGAUCUUAUUUCAGUUAUUGAGGGUCUUGGAUACACUGCAGAACUUUCCAGUAAAGACGACCAAAUGAAACGCCUGGAUCAGUCAGAAGAAGUGCGAAAGUGGCGUACAACAUUUCUUAUAAGCUUGAUUUUUGGAGUUCCUGUGAUGCUUAUUAUGGUAAUAUUUCACUGGAUUUUACACACGCCUAUGCAUCCUGAAAAACAAACACCUGUGAUUUCACCUGCUCUAUCGCUUGAUAACCUUCUUUUGCUGUUGUUAUGUACUCCAGUACAGGUCAUCGGUGGUCGCUAUUUUUACGUUGCCUCAUGGAAAGCACUACGCCACGGCCAAGCGAACAUGGACGUUCUGAUCGUGUUGGCUACGACAAUCGCUUUUAUAUAUUCAAUACUUGUGCUCAUUAUAGCGCUCGUUUUGAGAUGGCCAUCAAGCCCAAUGACGUUUUUCGAUGUUCCACCUAUGCUAAUUGUGUUUAUUUCACUUGGUCGUAUGCUUGAGCACAAAGCAAAGGGGAAGACUUCUGAAGCAUUGAGUCGUUUAAUGUCUCUUCAAGCGAAGGAGGCCACCCUUGUCACUAUGGACGGUGAGAGGCGUAUUACAUCAGAAAUUGGAAUUAAUAUUGAAUUGGUACAACGUAACGACCUUAUUAAAGUAGUGCCAGGUGCGAAAGUCCCUGUGGAUGGCAUAGUAGUGGACGGGAAAAGCUCAGCAGACGAAUCCUUCAUUACUGGAGAGUCAAUGCCAGUAGUGAAGGUACCAGGAAGUAUGGCCAUUGGAGGUUCCGUUAAUCAAAAAGGAGUUCUUAUCAUAAAAGCAACUCAUGUUGGUCAGGAUUCAACUUUGUCUCAAAUCGUACGACUCGUCGAGGAAGCACAGACGAACAAAGCUCCAAUUCAACAAAUGGCUGAUCAUAUUGCGGGUUAUUUUGUCCCCUGUGUGAUUUUUUUGGCUUUGCUUACCCUCCUUGCGUGGAUAGUAAUCGGAUAUAUGUCACAGGAGUAUAUAGCUCUGUCUGCAACGAGCCGUUUUGAAAGUAUUAUGAAGGUGGCAUUCGAGGCAGCGAUCACCGUAUUAGCUAUUGCUUGCCCAUGUAGUCUCGGGCUAGCCACACCCACUGCUGUGAUGGUUGGUACUGGAGUAGGUGCCACUAAUGGUGUCCUCAUCAAGGGUGGAGAACCUCUGGAGUCUGUGCAUAAGGUUACAACCGUGAUUUUCGACAAGACUGGCACAAUUACUGAAGGAAAACCACGAGUGGUUUCCAUAUUUACCAUGCGGUCACCACAGGAUAUGCCACUACAAGUGCUAGCGCUUAUAUGUGGAUCAGCAGAGCUACAAUCAGAACAUCCAAUCGGGACAGCCAUUACCACUUUCGCUAAACAGGCCAGGAUUCUUCAACAUAUCUUCUCAUUUCUUCAGUGGUUGCAAGAGCCUGUAUGGGCAGCUAUAUCUCGGUUCCAUGUUUCAUCUGGUCAUGGUGUGUCCUGUAAAGUCUCAGGUGUUAAGAAGUCCCUCGCUUCACUCAAAGCUAUGAGCUCACCUGUUCUUUCCGAGGGUGAAGAAAUUGUUCUCUUCGAUUCUAUUUAUUAUAAACAGGUGUCGUGUAUUCCCAUCUCGAGAGCCAACAAAGAUUCGGAUACCUAUGAGGUUGUUAUUGGAAGUGAAAAAAUGAUGGAAAGGUACUCUAUAGCUGUUGACAAAGUCAUUUCUGAAGUGAUAGCCAACGAACAGCAAAAAGGGCAUAUUUCCGUGCUCUGCGCCAUUAAUGGCAGGUUUUUCUACAUUACAAAGCGUAACAGUGGAGAUGUCGUGUCAGUGAUUUCCAUUGCGGACCAAGUUAAAAAAGAAGCAUCUAUGGCUGUGUGGGCUCUCACCCAAAUGGGAAUGAGAGUCGUACUGUUAACUGGUGACAACUCUAAGACAGCUGCUUCUACAGCUAAACAAGUUGGCAUCUCCGAUGUAUUUUCCGAAGUACUACCGAACCAGAAGCAAACUAAAAUCCAUCAGUUACAAGUUUCUCUUGCGUCGGCCGAUGUAGGGAUUGCUAUCGCGGCUGGUAGCGAUAUAGCCAUUGAAAGUGCUGAUAUCGUGCUUGUGAGGAAUGAUUUGAUUGACGUUGUGGCUGCAAUACAGCUGUCAAAGAAAACUACAAGAAGAAUCAGACUGAACUUUCUUUUUGCCGUUGUGUAUAAUGUAAUUGGUAUACCAAUCGCUGCUGGAGUAUUUCGACCGUUUGGAUUUAUGCUACAACCUUGGAUGGCUGCGGCAGCGAUGGCGCUGAGUAGUGUUUCUGUUGUGACGUCAUCAUUACUCUUGAAAACAUACAAGAAACCAACUUAUGGUUCUUUAUAUUGCAGUGAGUUCAAGAGACAUGCAAAAGCUUUAGAAGCGGGUCGUUUCGAGGUAAACGUUCAUCGUGGUUUGGAUGAUACUGGGGUGUUCCGAGCAAGUUCUCGUUUAUCUGUAAUAUCGAGUAAGAUGGGAUCAUUGUUAGGGUCAACGUCAAGUAUGAUCAGUGGAUCUAGUAACAGGAGACCCAGAUUGCUAGAUGGAGGAGAGAAUUCGGAUUCUGACGAUCAUGUGUUGUAA
This is a messenger RNA of Angiostrongylus costaricensis, 2970 nucleotides long. NCBI's taxonomy places the organism in Eukaryota, Metazoa, Nematoda, Chromadorea, Rhabditida, Metastrongylidae. The record is from the annotation of a GenBank genome assembly.